Drosophila ficusphila is the source of this 1807-nucleotide messenger RNA. It is a transcript of the gene Fitm, whose product is annotated as acyl-coenzyme A diphosphatase FITM2. Gene Ontology annotation, cellular component: endoplasmic reticulum membrane. Gene Ontology annotation, biological process: phospholipid biosynthetic process; lipid droplet organization; lipid storage. NCBI's taxonomy places the organism in Eukaryota, Metazoa, Arthropoda, Insecta, Diptera, Drosophilidae. Bases 247 to 1512 code for a protein of 421 amino acids. The transcript has 3 exons. The record is from RefSeq and is a predicted model, not a curated record.
CGCCUUCAGCCGUGCAGCUGUUCUAUUUUUUACAGGCGCAACACGUAUAUUUUGGCCAUAAUAAAAAGUUCUAAAUUAACAUAGAACAUCCAGAAAAAUUAGUUAAGCUGGAUACAAAUUACCUAAAUUAAGCUGGUAAAUUUGUGUGACAGAUUUUUGACCGGAACAACCACGUAUAACCAAAAACGGCAGAAAACAACGCAGUUCUCAACUGGCUUACUUUGAACCCUCGAACCAAGUCCAGCAAUGGCUACAAAAAGGCGACCCCUGCGGCCCAAUUUAGGCGGUACUCCAGGAAGCUCCUCCUCCGGCUCCAAUAUGAACUUCAGACCUGGAGGACCUGAUAUCACCCGUGCGGAGGCCCGAGGAACGAGACCCACGGCGGCACCAACUAGUAUCCGCGAGAUCCUGGUCAUGGGAGUGAUCCACCUGUGCAAGAAGACCAUAUUCUUUAACACGGACCUCAAGGUGGCUUUGUAUUUGGGCAGUCUUUUUGUGCUCUCCGUGAUUGGGGACUUUGUGCCCUUCCCAAAGACCUACUUUGCAAGAUCGGACAACUUGUUCAACCAGUACUUCGUAAAAGUGGGUUGGGGUUGGACCUUACUUUUUGUAGUUCCAUUCUUGGUUCUCUCUGCCUAUACGAUCACUUGUGGAGACCACAAACGAAUGCUGCGACACCAUUUCCCCCGCAUAGUCAUAGCCACCUUCUUUUGGUUUUUCUGGACGAAGCUAUUUAACGUAGUUGAAAGCUCUUAUGGUCGCUGCACAACAAAAGGUUUUGUGAGCAAAUCAAGCUGUCUGAAAGCGGGACACUUGUGGAAGGGCUUCGACAUAUCCGGACAUGCGUUUAUACUGAUUCACUCCAGCCUGGUGCUGAUUGAGGAGGCGCGUCCCAUCAUCCGUUGGGAGACCAUCAAGGAGCACAUUCGCAACGAGCGUCAUAAUCGCAGUGCGUCCGAAAACUCGGGCACGAAUCCCUUGAGGACCUUGAAUGAGGAGCAGAUGCGCAGUCUGCAAUUUUUGUACAAGCGCCUGACGCCCAUCAUCCGCACCUUGUUCAUCGGCAUGGCGGCCCUGCAACUGCUGUGGGACAUAAUGCUGGUGGGCACUAUGCUGUACUACCACCGUAUGAUCGAGAAGGUGAUCAGUGGCAUUAUUGCCAUACUCACCUGGUACUUUACCUACCGAUUCUGGUAUCCCACGCCGGGUUUGCUCCCAGAGGCGCCAGGAAGUGGAAGCUUCAGUUACCAACGCGAAAUUCCUACCUUCCCGUUCAAGCGUCCCUCGCAUUUAGCAACGGGUGCCGCCACAAGCUCGGGAUCUAGUAGCUCGCGGACAAACCUUAAUGGCAAGACAGGAACUACGGGCGUUCGGCCGGAUCAACAGAUGCCUACUUUCAUGGGAAUGCCGCUGUUCACCACCCCGAAGGCGGCCAGUGCCGCCGCUAGUUUCCUACAGGCCGAGCAGCAAAAGCGGGACAGGGAACGCGAGCAACAGACGCUGGAGAGCUGAGCCCUGCGAAGAUUUGCUUGGCAGAGCCAUUAUGCAUAGCAGGAAUUGAUAAUUAGGUGACGGAUUGGAAUUUAUACCAAAUUUUUUGUAUAUUCAACGACGAUGAAAUGAUGAACCAAUGACAUUUUCAAGCAGCCGAGGCUGGCACUGGAUCGCGUUCUGCUCCUCAUCCUCCUCCUUUUUCGCUUCUUACCAUGACCACCCGCAUCCUUCAUCAGCAGUGCGUAGCUUUAAGCGUUCUUAUGUUCGUGUUUAUAUGUGCCCAACUUUAACAGUAAAAGGAUUUGUUAACAAA